GGAUCCUUGAGCUGUUGCAGAGGCAGCCAACUGCUCCAUAUUUGGCUUCUGUUACCCAUUUACAUGCUGGAGAGAGGAGAGGGAGCGAGCGCUGUACCGCAGACAUCAUUUUCUACUACAGUGGUGGAGACAUCCCGGACCUGUGUCACUGCAGGGGGAAGGAAAAAAACCAAACAAACAAACAAACAAAAAAAAAGCAGACCCAAGCCCCGUGAUCAGCUAGGAAGACAUUUGUGUGCGAGUCUCUCUCUGACCCCCCCCCCCGCCAACCCCACCUCCACUGACACUUCACACAGUCACAUCGCAGGCCAAGCCAGAUGGGCAAGCAAUACAAGCUGUGAAUUUAUUCUUGACCCCUGUAGGACAGUGACCACCUUCAUUUUUGUCUUCACCAUACAGAUAUGCACUGCCAAUAAGUGAAAAGGUCAAGAAAAGCAGUAGCUCAGUGGCUGAAUCUUUCAGAAGUGCUUUGCAGCAGGGAAAGUGGGGAAACCUUUUAAAGUGGUGGCUUAUUCAAACCUGGAACACAGGGAAAGAGUUUUAAUGCAAAACAUCAGAAAAGAAAGGCUGCAACAUCUCCUGAGAGAGGGGGAAAAAAGGAGAUUUACAGUUGCAUCUUGAAACACUCAUAUGAUUUGAGAAGUGUUACCUGAGGAGAAAGCGGCUUCGCAACUCCCCUCUGUCAUGGCGUAAAACUGGGUGAUAGUCACCUUUGGGGAAAAACAUUUCAUACCCUGUUGCUCUGUUCUUCUGAGGCUCAGCAGCAGUGAUGUUCCCCUCUGCAGCGCAUUCAGGAGUGCAACUAGCAACCUAGAAAAUGAAAAACACUUGAGUCAUUUGCAUACUGGAUCAGAAUCCAGCCUGCCCGGCUGCCGGAGCAAAGACCACAAACUUUCACAUUUGAAUCAUCUGCUGAAAAGCUACAUAUUUUUAUGAAGAAAGAACUGAAUGUUUGUUUUAAGCUCUAUCUUACUUUAUUUGAAAGAGGAAAGCCAGUGAGGACCUGUGAGCAAUCUGGCAGCUUCUGAAAAAUCUUCAUGCUAAAGGAUAAUCCAGAAUUCCCAGAAGAAGAACAUAGUGAAUGUUAAUCCAGAGGAGCCAUCAGAGAACCGUGCUCACGGGGAGAUGAUUCCUCAUGAAGUCACUGGAUCCCUUGCAGAAAUCAAAUGUGACUUUCCGUUUAUCAGACUGAAAUCAGAGCCAGCCAGACAGUGAAGCAAGCACAGUGGAGGGGGGACGGCGAAAGAUGAAAUCCAACCAAGAGCGGAGCAAUGAAUGCCUGCCACCUAAGAAGCGAGAAAUCCCUGCCACCAGCCUGCCUUCAGAGGUGAAGCCAGUCCUGCCAAACGAAAACCACCGUGCGGAUAACCUAGCAUGGCUCCCCAGCACACCCGGCGGCCAGGGUGGCCUGGGGGGCCGGCACCGGCCCGGGGGGACAUCAUCAGUGGAGACAGGCUUGCAGCAGGGUUUGCACAAGUCGCUGUCUGCAGGGCUGGACUAUUCCCCGCCAAGCGCACCCAGGUCCGUUCCAGCCUCCACCACUCUUCCCACGGUGUACUCGCCCGCCCUCUCCCAGUCAGGGACCCCUGUUUCCCCUGUGCAGUACACGCACCUGCAGCACACCUUCCAGUUCGUCGGGCCCCAGUACAGCGGAUCGUACACCGGAUUCAUCCCCUCGCAGCUGAUAUCCCCAACGGCCAAUUCUGCGACUGGCGCCGUGGCAGCAGCCACCGCCGUUGCAACCACUCCAUCCCAGCGCUCCCAGCUGGAGGCUUAUUCCACUUUGCUGGCCAGCAUGAGCGGCUUAAGCCAGCAGGGGCACAAAGUUGAGCCGCACCUGGUCAGGACGCCUGGACUGAUUGCCGCUGGGUCUCCUCCACCCACCCAGCAGAACCAGUACGUCCACAUUUCCAGCUCUUCCCAGAGCACUGUCAGAAAUGUCUCUCCUCCAACCAUACCGGUCCCCCUGCACCCCCAUCAGACAGUGAUCCCGCACACCCUCACCCUCGGCCCUUCCUCCCAAGUGGUGGUGCAGUACACCGACUCGGGGGGCCACUUCAUCACCAGGGAUCCCCCCAAGAAGCCCGAGAGCAGCCGGUUGCAGGCGAUGCAGGCCAAGGAGGUACUGAACGGUGAGAUAGAGAAGAGCCGGAGGUAUGGCAUUUCGCCCUCUGCCGACAUGGGUCUAGUCAAAGCAGGCAAUAAACCAGCUCCCCAUCAUUACGAGACAAGGCACGUGGUGGUCCACUCGAGCCCCGCCGAGUACGGCCCGCGGGAUUCCUCAGGUGUCCGAGCGUCCGUCAUGGUGGUCCCCAACAGCAGCACGCCCACGGCAGACAUGGAGGUGCAGCAAGCCACCAACCGUGAGACCUCUCCCUCAGCCCUCAACGACAAGGGAAGCUUGCACUUAGGAAAGCCAACCCACCGGUCCUACGCCUUGUCUCCACAGCAGGCGCUGGGCCACGAAGGGGUGAAGGCAGUGGCCACGCUGUCCCCUCAUACUGUCAUUCAGACCACCCACAGCGCCUCCGAGCAACUCCCCGUCGGGCUGCCGGCGACGGCCUUCUACGCCGGGACCCAGCCACCGGUGAUAGGCUACCUGAGCGGUCAGCAGCAAGCCAUCGGAUAUCCUGGCAGCCUGCCGCAGCACCUGGUGAUCCCUGGCACCCAGUCCCUGCUGAUACCGGUCGGCGGCACAGAUGUCGAGCCGUCAGGUGUCGCGCCUGCGAUCGUCACGUCGUCUCCCCAGUUUGCAGCAGUGCCUCACACGUUCGUCACCACCGCCGUCCCCAAAAGUGAGAACUUCAGCGCGGAGCCCCUCACCACCCAGCCCGCCUACCAGGCCACCAUGGUGCAGGCACAGAUCCACCUGCCUGUGGUGCAGUCCAUCGCUUCCCCUGCCGCCGCGCCUCCCACACUGCCCCCCUACUUCAUGAAGGGGUCGAUCAUUCAGCUGGCCAACGGGGAGCUGAAGAAAGUAGAGGACUUGAAAACAGAAGACUUCAUACAGAGUGCAGAAAUUAGCAAUGACCUGAAAAUAGACUCCAGCACUGUGGAGAGGAUUGAAGACAGCCAUAGCCCAGGCAUUGCUGUGAUACAGUUUGCGGUUGGCGAGCAUCGAGCACAGGUCAGCGUGGAAGUCUUGGUAGAAUACCCUUUUUUUGUAUUUGGACAAGGCUGGUCAUCCUGCUGCCCCGAGAGAACCAGCCAACUCUUUGAUUUGCCAUGCUCCAAACUCUCGGUGGGGGACGUCUGCAUAUCACUCACACUCAAGAACCUGAAGAAUGGCUCUAUUAAAAAGGGCCAGCCCAUGGACUCAGCUAGUAUCUUGCUGAAGCAUUCAAAGAAUGACAGUCUAGCUGGAAGUAGACACAGGUAUGCGGAGCAGGAAAACGGGAUUAAUCAGGGAAGCGCACAGAUGUUAGCUGAGAACGGUGAACUGAAGUUUCCGGACAAAAUAGGAUUGCCUGCAGCACCUUUGCUCACCAAAACAGAACCCAGCAAGCCCCCGGCAACGAGGAAGAGGAGGUGGUCAGCCCCUGAAACACGAAAACUAGAGAAAUCAGAAGAGGAGCCACCUUUGACUCUUCCCAAGCCUUCUUUUAUUCCUCAGGAGGUUAAGAUUUGCAUUGAAGGUCGAUCCAACGUAGGAAAGUAAAAGUUGUUUGGGGAAAGGAAAUUAGGCUAUCCCUUGUCAUUUUUAUCCAGAUUACUGUACUGUAGACUAAAUAACCCAGUAUUUACAUGUUAUCAUCUUAUUUUAGGUUUAUGUUAUAACCUUGUUGUUAUAGUUGCAGCUGGUAUUAUGCAGGAGACUGGUGCAUAUGUUUUUCCACAAGUGUUUGUCAGUGACUAGGUUUAUCGAGAGCUACGGAAGGGGCAGUAUCUGCUUCACACACCCUUAGUGGAAAUGAAUGUGUUGUCAUGGCUCCUGUUUUCUAACACCUCGUGUAGGACAGGGUCCAGCUGUGAUUUUGUUUUCUUCUCGUCGUUGUUUUUUCUUUUUGCUUUGGUUUUUUUUGUUUUGUUUUGUUUUUUUUUUUGUUUUGGUUCCUGUUCUAGUUUUUGGGGGGGAGGUGAGGAGAAGGGAACUGUAGCAGAGGUGUAUGUCACUCGUGGGGUGCGUGCGUGCGUGCGUGUGUGUGUCUGUACACGCCAGUCCCGAGGAGGGACUGCAGCUCUGGGGUGGGUUGGUGAAGAGGUUUCCUCACCCCAGGUGGAUGCUGAGGACACAACUCAUGGGUGUUACUGAAAAGGAUCGGACAGUCUCUGACGUUUUCAACAACAAGCCAACACUUACUCAAGGCUCUACAGUAUAUAUAUAUAUAUAUAUAUUUGUGUGUGUGUAUAUGUAUAUAUAUAUUUUUCCCCCCAUGGGGUCUGACUGCACUGAUUUUUAUUCCUAAAGCAACUGCCACACCAACAUUUCCUUUCUGCUUGCUAGUGCAGUUCCAUAGCCCGGAGUCAGCAGACGGGGAGGCUGUACGGACUCUUGCACCGGUCGCCCUGCAAGGUUUUCCUUCACGGCG
Messenger RNA from Phalacrocorax carbo (great cormorant), 4529 nucleotides. The record is from RefSeq and is a predicted model, not a curated record. Lineage: Eukaryota; Metazoa; Chordata; Aves; Suliformes; Phalacrocoracidae.